GCACGUAGAAUUGUUCCCUCCUGUGUACACUGCGUUCGCUACAGACCGAAGCUGCUACAACAACUCAUGGGCUCAUUACCGCCUACGCGACUCGCUCCGGCUCGACCCUUUGAACGCUGUGGAGUUGACUUUUGUGGACCCAUCAACACAUAUCUACGCAUUCGAGGAAAGGGACCUACAAAAGCAUACAUAGCCGUGUUCGUUUGCCUUCUCACCAAGGCCGUUCACAUCGAAGUAGUCUCUGAUUUGUCAACAAAGGCGUUCUUAAACGCAUUGAAACGGAUGGGAGGUCGUCGCAAGCUGCCGACAGACAUCUUCUGCGAUAAUGCCACUAACUUUGGCACCUCAUUUCGGAGGCCUUUGGGAAGCGGCAGUCAAGAGUGCAAAGGGGCUGUUAAAUCGUACGCUGGCCAACACCAGGUUCACCUUUGAAGAGUUGAGCACUGUCGUCGUCGAGAUAGAAUCGAUCCUCAACUCGCGCCCGCUAUCGCCGCUUUCGUCAGACCCAAAUGACUAUAGCACUCUCACGGCUGGUCAUCUCUUGGUUGGCGAAUCAUUGCGAUCACUACCUGAAAGGUCCCUCGAGAAUAUCAAGCUGUCAAGUAUGGACCGCUACGAUGCGAUUACGGCCGUCAAGCAACGGUUUUGGAAGCAAUGGUCUGCUGACUAUGUCAACGAAUUGCGAUCGCGCACGAAGUGGACAGCACCAUCAACGAACCUCACCGAGGGCACGUUGGUCAUCAUCCAUGAGGACAACCUGCCACCGCUACGCUGGAAACUAGGCCGAGUGCAGUCUACUAUGCUUGGGAAGGAUGGACUUGUACGGGUGGUGCACCUCCGCACUGCAAAUGGAACAUGUUGCAGGCCAAUACACAAGUGGCAAUUCUUGAGCGCCGCUCAAGACGAAAACGCUCCCAAGGCUUGAGUUAUGUGCCGCUCA
Messenger RNA from Drosophila miranda, 940 nucleotides. RefSeq lists its product as uncharacterized. The transcript is spliced from 2 exons. NCBI's taxonomy places the organism in Eukaryota, Metazoa, Arthropoda, Insecta, Diptera, Drosophilidae. Gene Ontology annotation, molecular function: nucleic acid binding. The record is from RefSeq and is a predicted model, not a curated record. The coding region runs from base 326 to 925 and encodes 199 amino acids. Gene Ontology annotation, biological process: DNA integration.